AUGGUCUCAACACGAUCCAAGGUUGCUGGGACUACCGCUCACCCUCCAGCCCCGUCACUCACCAAGGAGGCAAAGGCCGCAGCAAAGGCCGCCAAGAGUGCGGAGAGGGCUCGAGCCAAAGCCGCCAAAGCUGCUGCCAAAGCCGCCAAAGCCGCCGCCAAAGCCGUGGCAAAGGCCGCGGGAAAGACUUCCAAGAGCUCCAAGAAGUCCAAGAAGUCCAAGUCUAGCAAGAAGACUUCCAAAGCCAGCAAGAAGAGCAAGCGAGCAAAGGCCCCAGAGCCUGAAUCCAAUGACGAAGAAAGUCAGAGCGAACAUGAAGUCGAAGCCGGCCACAAACGGCGCAGAACUUCUGAAAGCGAAGGCGAAGAUCUGUAUGUGCAAAUCAAGCACAAGAGGAUUGCCAACAACAAGGCAGUCAGCUCGUCAGAGUCCAUUUCAGUGGAUAUCAAAGACUGGGAGUACUCAGAGGAGCUCCCCGCCCCCAAGGGGUUGAAGACCAAGAUUGAGACUGCACUGCCGCAGAUUUAUAUCGGAGGAGGUGCACCCCAGCCCCGUUGGCUGGUUGCCCAAAGCAAGACUAUGCCUCUGCCCCCCUCCAACGUCGGCUACAAGCGCAAGCUGUCCGCCAGUUCCAGCUCCACCGAUUACGGCCGACUUGUCUGGUACCUCGAUGAGGGCGAUUACCAGUCCUGGGGUGGCUUGGAAUACCCCCAGGUCUUCGAGCUAGCAUGGAGAUGCUUGGACUUUGCCCUGCAGGACGACGAGUUCCGAGACGAGAUCCACGAUACGCUUGUUAACGGACCGCUGUCUAAGCAUGCGUCACUCAACGAAGGAUGGGAGCCCGCUAUUCCACCUCAGCCUCUCUCGAGAUAUUUUGGACUUUCUGAUGAUGUGUACCUCUGGGAUGCCGCUGGAAAGCCCGAGUCCUCGGGAUACUACUACCCGGACCAUGAGCGACCCACGCUGGCCGUUCGGCCAUCCAGGGCUGCAGUGGGACCUCACCAGCAUAUCUUGACAACCAAGCUCUUGGACCAGAUCUCGACUGGGCCUGAGACUGAGCCCAAGGCCCCCGCUCCUUCUCGCGCUCUUGGCAGAUCAAAGGCUGCAACAGCCUCGAAUGUAGGCUCCGUUGUUAGCGACGAGACUGAGAAUGAUCAGUCCGAGGGCGCCUCGGCCCCAGAGACCCAAGCACCAUCCCCCGUGAGCUCUGAAUCCGCGUCAUCUGCCGACAGCUCUGAAUCGGAGUCGCAAUCCGACAGCGAGAAUGUCCCAAUCAGCCCAUCCGAAUGCUCCCAUGAUGGACUCUUCAGCGCGGAUCAGAUCGAACACCACUACAGCGCCAAGGGAACGACAUUCAAACAAGAAAAUUUAGGAGGCAAGCGGAAAGCGUCGGAAAGUGUGGAGGGAGAGGGAGAUAGGGAAAAGCGAGGGCGACUUGAGUCGAGUGACCAGCAGGAAUUUGGCACAGCUUUAGAAUUUCCACUUGAAGAGCGGGGAGAAGUAGAGAUGGCGGAGGAGGCACCGAGGAUGGCGGAGGAAGCACCGAGGAUGGCAGAGGAAGAGGUGAUGGGAGAGGCCAUGGAAGAGGAAGUGAACUCGAGUGACCGACCGAUGGAUGAAGUGCCGAAUUUGAGGGAUGAGGUGUUUGAGACGGCGAAGGAGAUGUGCCUGGACGAGCAAGCACGCCUCACAAUCUUUCCAAAUCCUGUAGCAAUUCGUGGACUUCGAAUGUGGGCAGGAGAAGAUUUGACCGCAGGGAACGGGCCGGACCUGACUGUUCUACCGGCAUGGGCUGGAAAUCAUCGCCCUUUUCAGCCUUGGAAUGAACCUCCCGCCGGUGCAGCAGCAGUCAGAGCACCACCCAGAAGGAAUACGAAGCCCCCUCCCAAGCGGCCAGAGCAGAAGCCAUUGUCCGACACCAAGUUCUCGUCGUUUUGA
This is a messenger RNA of Penicillium brevicompactum, 1938 nucleotides long. RefSeq lists its product as uncharacterized. Lineage: Eukaryota; Fungi; Ascomycota; Eurotiomycetes; Eurotiales; Aspergillaceae. Bases 1 to 1938 code for a protein of 645 amino acids. The transcript is spliced from 5 exons. The record is from RefSeq and is a predicted model, not a curated record.